AUGAAGCUUUUGCUCGCUACCGUGACGACUGCUGUACUAGCCCAAUCGACCUCAGCAGCCUCGUGUGCCGUCGCCACGCUCUCCAAGCUGCUAUUGGAUCAAUACAUCGAUCAAUGCUCCGACGACUCCGGGUACGUCUUCACGACCGGCGUCAAACCCACCGCGGACGAGGUUGCCGGUAUGUGCGCUUCGGACGCGUGCCGCAGUCUCCUAAUUGACGUGGAAGGCAUGAACCUAACCGAGUGCACGCUCCCCAUUGGCGACAAGAUCUACCUGUUCGCUGACUUAAUCGACUACGUCGCGGGCCAGUGUGACGCUGACACCCCUGUUCCAACGACUGUCACGCCCGAACCGACAACGGUAGCUCCGACACCCGUGCCGACGACGGCCGCUCCGGCACCAACUACAGCUACACCAGCACCUACUACGGCCAUCGCAUCGUGCACUUCAGCUCAGCUGAGAUACCUGCUCACAAGCAGUUAUAUGACGCAGUGUGUCGCCGAUACCGGCUACUCGUUCACAGCACCGACGUCUCCGACGGAUGCGAACGUUGCCGCCAUGUGCGCGUCCGACUCGUGCGUCAACCUGUUCGCCUAUGUAGCGUCAAUGGUGACAACGGACUGCCGUAUUCCAGUAGGCGGGAAGAUCCUGCUUUUAGCGGAUUUGGUCGACUAUGUGUCCGAUCAAUGCGACGCAACCACACCUACUCCAACCACUCCGACACCGACCACCGAAACGCCGACAACGCCGUCACCGACCACCGCCACACCCGUGACGACUUGCCAGACCUCGGUCCUCUCGGCUCUGCUCACGAAUCAGUACAUUGGCCAGUGCGGCGACGACUCGGGCUACUCGUUCACAUCCGGAGCCCAACCGGAUGCCGAGGAGGUCGCCGGUAUGUGUGCAUCGAGCGCUUGCGCCAAUUUGUUGGCCGACGUGGAGGCACUGGGUCUAUCGGAGUGCAUUCUGCCGAUCGGCGACAAGAUCUACUUGUUCCGGGAUCUGGUGGACUACGUCGCGGACCAAUGCAGUGCGUCCACUGCGACUCCUUCGACGACCGUGCCGGUGACGGAGGCUCCGAUCACUCCGACACCGACCACCGAAACACCAUCAACUGGUGCACCAAGCACUGAAUUGCCCGGAACAGAAAUUCCUGUCACUCAAGCUCCCAGCCCCGAUACACCAACUACGUCAACCCCUGGAACGGAGUCUCCAGCUACAACAACGCCAAACACUGACAUACCGACGACUGAAAGUCCUGCCACCGAUACGCCUACGACGGAAACUCCUGAGCCGACGUCUCCUAUUCAUGACGCUUGCUAA
Molecule: messenger RNA, 1323 nt
Organism: Phytophthora nicotianae INRA-310
Lineage: Eukaryota; Oomycota; Peronosporomycetes; Peronosporales; Peronosporaceae
Exons: 1
Coding region: 1-1323 (440 amino acids)
Cellular component (GO): extracellular region
Source: RefSeq, a predicted model, not a curated record